Molecule: messenger RNA, 3372 nt
Organism: Lagopus muta (rock ptarmigan)
Lineage: Eukaryota; Metazoa; Chordata; Aves; Galliformes; Phasianidae
Gene: AKAIN1
Product: A-kinase anchor inhibitor 1
Exons: 2
Coding region: 196-402 (68 amino acids)
Source: RefSeq, a predicted model, not a curated record
CGCUGUGCGGGGCCGGCAGCUGUCCGAGGUGCUGAGCCGUGCGGGACCCAGAGCUGUCCGAGGUGCUGAGCCGUGCGGGACCCAGAGCUGUCUGAGGUGCUGUGCCGUGCGGGACUUGCAGCUGUCCGAGGUGCUGAGCCGUGCGGGACUUGCAGCUGUCCGAGGUGCUGAGCAGCGCCGCGCCCGGGCGGCAUCAUGGUGUUUGCUCCAGGUGAGAAACCAGGACCAGAGCAAGACGAGGUUAAGCUGCAGAAUGCCAGCAAGCAGAUAGUGCAGACUGCUAUCCUCCAAGCUGUGCAGCAAGUUUCUCGGGAGAACCAACAAAAGGAGAAGCGAACAAACAGCAGCAUGAGUCUCCAGCUAGAAAGAGGAAAGUUAACCAAGAAGCAUGAAAAAAAGUAAAGGAGCAGCUUGUUCGUAUUGAUCCUUCCGUCUGCCAUGAUUUCAGCCUUCUCUUUAGUAUCAGCUGUACUGCUACCGCCAUGUUACUGUUGUGAAGCAAACCAAAGUAUAAUCAACACCUAGACAUAGAGUAAAGCUGCAAUAGUCUUCGGCUGAAAAAUAUUAAGUGCAUUAGAUGACUAACUCCAUAUUUACGCAGUGCCUCAUAAAAGAAACAAUAACCAUAGCUGUAAAGGUAGUUUCAAGCACAAGGUUUAUUGUAUGGACAUAUUUUCCAAAGCUUGUUGUCAGUGCACUUCCCUGUCAGUUCUACGUGCAAUGUUGCUUCCAGGCCAGCUGGCCAGACUCUGUCUUACCGGGUUCACUGAAGCUGUCUUCACAGAAGAAACAGUUUACUAUUGUGUGUAGCAGAAUGCUCUCAGGCUGCUUUGAGAUAUGAGAUUGUCAUUUGUUUUGAUUAACCAUGGAUUAACCAUGGAUGUGUAAAAUGGAUUUGGCAAGUUUCAAGAACCGUUCUCUUUUUUUUUUUCAUCCUGGAAAAAAGAAAAGCAUCCACUAUGACUUUGCAGCAACUAUGGUCUAUAUCUGUGAUCAUAGAUCUGUGAUCUUUGUCUCUUUUUGUAAGAAGUUAAAAUAAGUACUGAAGUUUUGGUCCACUUAUUUGAAGUACCUUCUGAACUUCUGUACAAAAAUCACUUGUGCCUCAACCACUCCUUUUAAUUUUCUUGAUAUUGAAAGAAGAGAAACAGAUGUGCUGAUAUGGAGUUUGGUAGCUAUGAAAGUUUUGAAAGUUUGCUGUGACUUGAUUUACGGAAAUGAAUACUGAAGUGGCUUCAUGAAAAAAGAUUUUGACUUUAUUAAUAUUUGAAGAAUGGAAAUACACUGUGUCUGAAUUCUCUCAUGGUAGAGGUUUCUCACCUGCUGGGCAUAAAGUGACUUUAGAUAUUUGCAAUUGUCACAUAGAUUGACCUCAGAUAGCGCUGCUUUAAGCUGGUAAUGCAGAACUUAUCCUUUAACUACUCUAUAUAGCUGAAGAAAUCCAUUAUAUUUCUGAAAAUACACAUUAAAUAAAUGCAUCUUUAACUUUUAUGCUCCCUUACUGUAAUGAUGAUUGCACUAUUACACAGCUUAAGUGAAUAAUAGUUUAUUUCAUUCUGGAAAUGGCUUGUAGCUCUACUUCAUCUGAAUUCUUGUAGUAAUAUACCUAGAAAUAUAUUGGAAGCAGAUGCAAAGAAUCUGCAAAGUAAGAUACAAACUUUCAUAAUUGCUUUUCUACUCAGCAAGAUGUGUCUCAUAGUGACUUUUUGAUUUAAGUAAUUGGCUAUUACUAUGCUCUACUACCUGUGUUAAUCAAUUUCAGGAUUCUUUCUCAUGGCUAGGGGCUUAGUCGCAAAUAACCACAUACUGUAAUAUUGAGCCUCUUAAAUCUACUUGUGUAGUGAAAAUGCUAGUCACAGCUUGAACCAGUGACUGAGCAUCUGGUGGGAAGGCAAAGCCAACCCAGGGGAACUCAGGUGCAUGUAAUGCCCCUGAGUGAAAAGAAGGGGUAGAACCACGAUCCACCCCUUCCCAGACCUCAUUUAGGGGUUGGUGAUGGGAGUGGGGGUAUCACUUGCUGGAGAUUUUUACAUACCCGAAGCCUUCUAAGAGUAAGCAGAUUCUUUUCUUUGUGUCCAUAGUUGGUGUAUUUGAGCUUAUCUCAUCUGCUGUAGCCUAGGAAUUUGCUACUGUGCUGUCAUUGUUAUGUUUUCCAUUGUAUUGGUAUUACAGCUUGUGUUGUUUGGUUGUUUCUUUUAACAGCAUUGAGUUAUACCAGAAAAUGCUCCAGCUCACUCUUUAUUUCAUUUAAAAAUGCUAAGAUAAAUUCAAUGUGAAGUUGUUAAAAAUCCUCUAAUAAUUAGGACUUAACUAUAUUGCAAGUACACAGUUUGUUUGUUUCUCUAGGCUCUGGAUGGAUUCCUCAGCCAAGCAAGCUUUGAAAGAAGGAAAUAUUUGGUCUUGAAGCAUGUGUGUAUUUGUUGUAAUAGUUAUAUUUUUACUAUUAGCUUUUUCAUCAAUUGUCCUUCAGUUAGGCGAUAGCUCUUCUCUGAACACUCAUUGUGUCUUUGCUUUCUUAGAGCCUAAGAAAGCUGUCUGCGAGUCAAGGUUCAAUUCUGAAGCUGAGGAGCAGGCAAGAGGAGUGGAUGAGGGAAAACAAGCCUCCUUAGGAGGCUCUGUGAUGCUAAAUGGUGUUUGCCUACAGUAAUGUAAGAGGGAGAACUACAGGACAACAAAAACACAACUUAUUUAGGAUUACUCUACUUUCUUUUUUUGCACAGAAAUUUGCAGGACGUGUAUUUUUAUAUCUUUCUGGUACUUGUACCUUUCAUAGACUGGAAGUUUACAUGUCCGUAUUUUUUUCUUAAUCUCUAUGUUAUGCAAAUAAGUACUUAAAAAUAACAGUGGAUAUAGGCUUUUUGCUGUUACUUCGUAUGAACCUAUUCUACCCUCCUUCCACUGUGGUCUUCUGUAUUAUCUCUUUGCUAUCCUAGCCCUUUUAGACACAUUGUUACUCAACCAGUACCUUGUGCCCUUCAUUUCAGUGCUGUCGUAAGUUUAACAUCAUAGAGAAAGAAUGAUAGGAAGCCUCACAGAGCUGUGAGGUGGUUUGAUAGGAGACUAUCAAAAAAACCCAAAUACUCUUGCAUAAAUAGCGUAGUUUUCCUUGAGACCCAAAUAAUGAAUUUCCUAUCUAUACUAUAUGUCUCUAAAUUAAGGCAUGCAUUUAGUAUCUCCUAUCUGUUGACAAAGGAUGUUCUGCACUCUAUUUGCAUCUGAUGUACGUAGUUGAGAUCUAUACUGCAUGUGAGGAAAGCGGGUAAUUUUAGUAAAUUCAUGGGUAGAUCAUAUUUCUGGGAGAAAAACACAGACUAUACAUUAUUAAAGAUGUGAUGCAGAUUGGAUUACCAAUAAAGAAAUUUCAACACCUUA